CUGUAGCAAAAGAUAAAAUUCCGACAAAAAUAAUUCCUCCUAUAUUUACGCAAAUUUCAAUAAAUAGAGAAUUAUUGGGCAAAAGAUUUUUCAGUUGGAAGACUCCAUUGACUUGGCAAGGUUUUUUGCUUACUAUUUCAGAUUUAUUUGGGUUAAUCCAGACGUAUAUACAUUAUUGA
This is a messenger RNA of Dentiscutata erythropus, 179 nucleotides long. NCBI's taxonomy places the organism in Eukaryota, Fungi, Glomeromycota, Glomeromycetes, Diversisporales, Gigasporaceae. The record is from the annotation of a GenBank genome assembly.